UUGGACUCUUUCGAGAAAAUGCGUUGAAUAAGAAAGUGACACGUGUCAGCUACGGUACUGCCCCUUCUGCUCCUGAUUUUCGUUACAGGAGAAAUCCAAGGUAUAGAGAACAAAUUUUAACCCCAAAACGAAUUGAAGCCACCAGAUUUUUCGUUUUUGUUUCUUUUCUUUUUCCUGUUUAGGGUUCCAUCUUUUUAAAAAUCCGAAAGGGAAAAUGGCGGCAAUCAGGACCACCACAAACAUGAUUCUCAAAGAAAUCUUCCAUCACCCGCAACUCCUCUCCUCCUCCGCCUCCUCAUCAGUAUCGGUCCAUAACUUGCUACCUUGUUUAUCUCGGAACUUCGGAUUCGUGCGCCACCAUCCGAUCAGCUUCAGCUCAAUUCGGUGCGCCGCCGCUUCCGAUUCUGGCGGCGAUAAGAAGGUGUCAUCUCGUCUCUCUCAAGUCCAGCAGCUCUUGCAGGAAGCUGAAGAGCGUGCAAGCUUGGCUGGGGAUGAGCCUACUCCUAAGAUCACCCUAGAUCAUGUUACUUUGAACUUUGCAAGAAGUGGUGGGCCUGGAGGUCAAAACGUCAACAAAGUAAACACUAAAGUGGAUAUGCGCUUCAAUGUCAAAAAUGCAUUUUGGCUAAGUGACAGGAUCAGAGAGAGGAUUAUGCAAAUGGAAAAGAAUCGAAUCAACAAGGAUGGUGAGCUUGUGAUUUCUUCAACAAAAACUAGGACACAGAAGGGCAACAUCGAAGAUGCUCUUGGAAAAUUACAGGCAAUUAUUGAUGCUGCUGCGUAUGUCCCACCUCCUCCUUCGGAAGAGCAGAAAAAGAAAAUUGCCAAAAUGGCUGCUAUCGGAGAGCAAAAGCGCCUUAAAAGCAAAAAGGCUUUGUCAGAUAAAAAGGCAUUUAGGAGAAGUCGGGACAGUUGGGACUAGUUUACUACUAUAUCCUAAGGAAGUAACGAAAGCAAAUGGUUCAGAUAUUAUGAACACAAAGUCACCUGUACUGAUGGUCCUAAAAACCUGGAGGGGGAGUAGAAAUGGCAGGAACUCAAGGGCACUUUACCUGUCUUCCCCACUGAGAUUUAAUGAAAUAUCAGACAGAAGUUGAUGUGUAAAUUCAUUAUCAAAUGUUGUAACUCAUAUAAAUUAUAUGCAAGAUUAAAGUUUUGAUAUGUAACUCCCCUUAUCAAA
Messenger RNA from Carica papaya (papaya), 1180 nucleotides. RefSeq names its product Class I peptide chain release factor. Gene Ontology annotation, molecular function: translation release factor activity. The record is from RefSeq and is a predicted model, not a curated record. Gene Ontology annotation, biological process: translational termination. NCBI's taxonomy places the organism in Eukaryota, Viridiplantae, Streptophyta, Magnoliopsida, Brassicales, Caricaceae.